This is a messenger RNA of Caenorhabditis briggsae, 1374 nucleotides long. It is a transcript of the gene Cbr-nhr-138, whose product is annotated as Protein CBR-NHR-138. Gene Ontology annotation, biological process: regulation of DNA-templated transcription. NCBI's taxonomy places the organism in Eukaryota, Metazoa, Nematoda, Chromadorea, Rhabditida, Rhabditidae. Gene Ontology annotation, molecular function: zinc ion binding; sequence-specific DNA binding; DNA-binding transcription factor activity. The transcript has 9 exons. Bases 1 to 1374 code for a protein of 457 amino acids. The record is from RefSeq and is a predicted model, not a curated record.
AUGAAAAUGCUCAACACACCUCUUCUAACUAACUAUAAGAAUUCUCUAGAACCCACACAAUUCUGUCUGGUUUGUGGAGAUGAGAAAGCUGGAAGACACUAUGGAACCGUGGCGUGCAAUGGAUGCAAAGGAUUUUUUAGACGAAGUGUCUGGGAUCAUCGAACCUAUUCAUGUACGAUGGGAAACAAUUGCGACGUCUCACAGGUCUACCGUAAUCGAUGCAGAGCGUGCCGACUUCAAAAGUGCUACAGUGUGGGAAUGGAUGAGAAAUCCGUCCAAUCCGAACGACAUCCGGCAAAAAUUGGCGAGAUCGAGCCGGCCAAAAUGCCCAAACACCCGAAAGCCGCCAAAAUGAAUUAUCGAACGAAACGAGCGAGCAUUCAAAAUACGUUACCAUCAACUCCAAGUCCAUCAUCGAGUCCCAGUACCACACCAGACAUGGAUAAUUCAUCCAAGACAGUCAUGGAGUUGAGGGAAAUUCAACGAAGAGUCGAGAACACAUGUAUUCCGGAAUACGAGGAUAUGGUUCAGUGUUUUGACAACUACUGUACUGUGGAUGUACCCCUCCGAACAGCAAUGGUUGAUCCGGGGAAGGUGGCGAAACGGAAUAAGCUCGAAUGGUCCAAAGCCCACCGAUUAGCGAACACACGAGACAUCACAGUGACCUGGUGCCGAACGUUUCUAUGGUUUCACGACUAUAUGAAUUCGUUUCCAGACCUUUGUAACCUCAACAUUGCCGACAGAACGACUCUUCUGAAACUCCGUUUCGCACCAGUUUCAUGGCUUCUUUACGCGUGGCAAUCGUAUCGAUUAGGAAUUGACGGUGUCACAUUUACCAAUGACGCAUGGUAUCCAAACGAUGCCGACUUGCAAGAAAAAGUUGAGAAGCCAGUCUCCGAUUACUACCAAAAGUGUACGUCGACAAUGAUGAAUGAGUUGGUGAACAAGAUGAAACUCAUUGAAAUGACCGAAGAAGAGUAUUCGAUGAUGUUGGCAAUCAUUUUGUUCAGGCGAGACUACCGCCUCACGCACGAAGCGAAUCAACUAAUUGAAAACUUUGGUAACAUGUAUCUCUCGGCUCUGAUAGAGUAUCUUUCCAACCAUAUGCCUUGUACAUUUGACGAGGCGAUUUUCACUGGAGGCUCAUUGAUCCCGGAGAGAUAUGAUUCACUGGAACGUCUCGCGACGUUCAUUGGAUUCAUAACGUCCUGUCAGACGACAACAUCACCUUCCUCGCAAUCUUCAAUAUGGCUGACGUCAUCGGACUACCCACUGAGAUCCAUACAGCACUUCAUCCACCAACCAGCAACGAGCAACAACCGACUUUUGUUCAUUGAACAAACUUCCAGAACCUUCCAGAAUCUUCUCAUUUAA